Thelazia callipaeda (thelaziosis nematode) is the source of this 1284-nucleotide messenger RNA. The record is from the annotation of a GenBank genome assembly. Lineage: Eukaryota; Metazoa; Nematoda; Chromadorea; Rhabditida; Thelaziidae.
AUGGAUUGCUUUGCAAACGAUCGUGAAGCACUGAAUGAUUUCGCUAAAUAUUAUAACAACACAUUUCUAAGUGAUAUAUCUAUUUCAGUAGGCGACAAAAUUUUUGCUGCACAUCGAAUAAUAUUAGCGAAAAAUAGCGAUGUAUUUGCUCAGAUGUUGAGUGAAAAGUGGAACGGUGAUAAGAAGGAACUGGAACUGAUCGAAGAGCCGGCUUGUCAGCAAGCAUUUGACGCAUUUUUACGUUUUCUCUACUGCAAUCAUAUAUUUUUACAAGCUGAAAAUGCGCUACCAUUAUUGAUUCUCGCUGAUAAAUACAAUGUUACCAGUUUGAGAAAUGCAUGCAUUGAUUACGCAAUAAAUAAAAUUUUACCGGAUUUAUCCAUGAAGGAUUUAUUCCACGUAUGGUUUUCAUAUGCAACUAAAACAUAUCAUGAGCGAUUGAUGAGGGCAUGUAUCAAAGUACUGGCAUGGCAUUUCGAAGAUAUGAUAAUGAGCGAGGAAUGGGAAAAAGAAUGGUUAUCAAUGGAUCAAGAUCAACUCAUUGAACUACUCAAAUCAAAUGAUCUUGUUUUGCCAAAUGAAUUUGGUUUAUGGAAGGCUAUACACAAAUGGUUGAUGGCACCAUCUCAUCCUGAAAGAAAUGGGAGUGAUAUUUCAGCACUUUUGGCUGCUAUUUUACCAUUAAUCAAAUUUUCAUUCAUGACAGCAGAAGAACUGAUAUUGGUUGAACGAUCGCCUCUCGUUGAAUCACAUCAGGAACUAUUCCAACCACAAAUUUUGCUUGCUUACAAGUUUCAAGCCCUUUCUUUAGCAAGCAGAGCUAACUGCAAAGAAUUCAGUGGAUCUCAAUUUAUCCUUCGAAACUAUACUGACGUUAGGUGGGAUAAGCGUGUUACUAUUCCAGUUAGCGAUUUGGUUUAUGAGAAAGUAACCAGUUACAUCUAUAAUCUAACAACUCGUUCAUCAACAUAUCCAAUGACACCAUGGAAUUGGAAAUUAAAAAUGGGAUCUCAACUGCUGAUGAAUUCACGAGAUAAAGUCAGAAUUUACUUGAUAGCAGAUGAUAUUGACCAGCCACGUUGUAUUGAAUAUCUGAUACAGAUCAUAAAUGACAAGCAGGUGUUGCGAUCAUUCACUUGCAAGAAGAAUUUCUCAAAAGCUAGAUACAGUACCGAUAUUGAAAUUCAGAAGGAACUUGACCUCAUCGAAUUACUUGGCGAUAACUCACUGCUGGUUGUAAAUAAUGAACUUCAUUUACAGAUUACUUUGCGCCCCAUCGACUGA